CGCAGCCCCGGCUGCCUCGGAGAUGUGGUCCUUUGGCCCCGGAGGCCCAGCAGGGAGGGGGAUUCUUUAAUUUCUUUUCCUUUUAGAGAGAGUGAAGACUUGCGGACUGCAAUUCUUGGGGAUGAGAAGGAUCUUCGUCGGGAAAGUGGGCGGCCUGCUCCUGGCUUUUCCUACUGGGGUUGCAGAGAAAUUAUGAAGACGAAAUUGAGCAUCCACAAAAUGCAGUUACUACUUUUGAUUUUCUUGGUGUGGAAUCCAGCCAGGUUGGUGCUGGCUAACAUCCAAGAAGAUGAGGCUAAAAAUAACAUCACCAUCUUUACAAGAAUUCUAGACAGACUUCUCGAUGGUUACGAUAAUCGGCUUAGACCAGGACUGGGAGGUAAAAAAGACAGCAUUACCGAAGUCUUCACCAAUAUCUAUGUGACCAGCUUUGGCCCUGUCUCUGACACAGAUAUGGAAUAUACAAUAGAUGUUUUCUUUCGGCAAAAAUGGAAAGAUGAGCGGUUGAAAUUUAAAGGCCCAAUGAACAUCCUUCGACUUAAUAACUUAAUGGCAAGCAAAAUCUGGACUCCUGAUACCUUCUUUCACAAUGGGAAAAAAUCAGUUGCUCAUAACAUGACAAUGCCAAAUAAGCUUCUGAGAAUUCAGGAUGAUGGCACUCUGCUGUACACAAUGAGGCUUACAGUCCAAGCUGAAUGUCCAAUGCACUUGGAAGAUUUUCCAAUGGAUGCGCAUUCAUGUCCUCUGAAAUUUGGGAGCUAUGCAUAUACAACUUCAGAGGUCACCUACAUUUGGACUUACAAUGCAACGGAUUCAGUACAAGUGGCUCCUGAUGGCUCUCGCCUCAAUCAGUAUGAUCUGUUGGGCCAGUCAGUUGGGAAGGAAACAAUAAAAUCUAGUACAGGUGAAUAUACUGUAAUGACAGCUCAUUUCCACUUGAAAAGGAAAAUUGGAUAUUUUGUGAUUCAGACAUAUCUGCCUUGCAUCAUGACUGUCAUUCUCUCCCAAGUGUCAUUCUGGCUUAACCGAGAAUCUGUGCCGGCAAGGACUGUGUUUGGAGUAACAACUGUUUUAACAAUGACGACUCUAAGCAUCAGUGCUCGAAAUUCUCUUCCCAAAGUGGCUUAUGCAACUGCCAUGGACUGGUUUAUUGCUGUUUGUUAUGCUUUUGUGUUUUCUGCACUCAUUGAAUUUGCAACUGUCAAUUACUUCACCAAAAGAGGAUGGGCUUGGGAUGGGAAAAGCGUAGUAAAUGACAAGAAAAAAGAAAAGACUACUGUGGUGAUACAGAACAAUGCGUAUGCCGUGGCUGUGGCAAAUUAUGCUCCAAAUCUUUCAAAAGACCCAGUUCUCUCCACCAUUUCCAAGAGUGCAACCACUCCAGAACCGAACAAGAAGCCAGAGAACAAGCCAGCUGAGGCCAAGAAAACUUUCAACAGUGUUAGCAAAAUUGACAGAAUGUCUAGAAUAGUUUUUCCAGUUUUGUUUGGUACAUUUAAUUUAGUUUACUGGGCUACAUAUUUAAACAGGGAACCUGUAUUAGGGGUCAGUCCUUGAAUGGAAACAUGGGCUGUUUGGGGAUAUAUAGCACCAUUAAACUCGGUUUGUUUUACUAUAUAGGGUCUGACUAAUAACUGCUAAUCUGAGAACCAACAUGUACAGUAUGUAUAUAGUGAUAUAGCUUACCUUAGACGUCUCAAGGAGAUAGACCUUUGCUAAGUCAUGGCACCAUAGGCAGGAAGUGCCCUAUGCUAAGAGAGCCAUUGCCUCUUUUUAAAAAAAGAAAAAAAAAAGCUUUGCCCUAGGGAAUAGUCGAAAGUGACUUUCAGGUGAGCUGAUUGAUUUCCUCUCCUUUAACAGUGAUGAAAAUGGGGAUCCUAUACUACCUUUUUUGGGCCCUUUGCAUUUGUUUCUCAAAUAGGAGUAUUUUUGUUUUACUAUUACCUAAAUAUAAUGUAAAAUAACAUCAUCAUCACAAAAGGAAUUCUUUUACAUAACAGAACCUCAUAUCUGCAACAUCAGUUUCCUUCCUGAGUGCACCAAAUCCCUGCUGAUAUAAUUGGAAAGCUUGGCACACAUCAAAAAAAUAAUAGUUUUCAAAUCAGCUUUUAAUUACUCUGUAUAGUAUUGAUAGCCAUGUACAUAUUACAGCAUGAUCAGCUCAAAUAAUUAUGAAUCAACACUGACAGAAAGUUAACUAUGUCUAGAAUUUAAUCAAUAUUGGAAUGUCAUAGUCAUUACACUUUUAAUAUAAGGAUUUAUUUGAAAAGGUAAUCACCAAAAUCGAAUUAAUUAUUUUAGUUAUUGGAAACUACCUUCAACGGAAAAUAAAAUGACAGCUGUGUCUUAACUAUUUCGAGGUAGGUAUUGCAUUGAAAUUGAUCAGUUAAAUUUUUUGGUGCUGGAGAUGAGAAAGCACCCAGCAUGGCUUCAAUGGAGCAGUGUUCAUGUUGGAUUAGAAAAGUGUGCCAAAAACUCCCACUGAUGAGAAUUCAUAGGUGUCACAACAUAUUGACUCAGCACUUAUACAAUUCUCUUCUUUCCUGUUUACUCAAAAUUCUGCCUUAAGGCUUCUUCUCAUCAGGAUUUAGAAGCCACUAAUUAUAAAGGAAAGGGUAGUAAAUUGGCACAUUUUUCUUUCUUCAAAGCUGGUCUCUCAGAUAAGAAUUAAUGUAAAUCUGCUUUUGUAAAUUGCAACUUUAAAUUUUGUUGACUCAAAUUUACAACAGCUUUGUAUACUAGGAGAGGUUUUGGUAAGAGUUGAACAUUUUUAAAUUGAAAUUUUAAAGUAUCACAGAUAAUGGAUUAGAUAAUAGGCAGAAACAUGAACACAUACAUACAUGUGAACACACAAUUAGCUAAAUUAGAAAAGACACACAAAGGUAACUGAAUUAGAAACUGAAUUAGAAACCACAAUUUCCAAUUUUAUAAAAUUUCUAAUGGCAAAUGUGUAAAAUUCACACUUCUUUUAAUAUAUUAAAAGAUAUUCUUUAUGCCCCUGAAAUAUAUUAAUAAAUUUAACAAUUGUGUCUCAUCCCCGGUUCAGUGUUUUCGACAAACAAACCAAAAUCCUUUUGACUCACAUAUACAUUAGCAGUUAUCAGUUGACUUUUACUACUAGAUACACCUUAAUGAUGGUGAUUUUGUAGAAAAAAGUAGUCAAAUAGUGACCUUUCUUGAAGUUUUGUACAGUAUUUCAGUAUAGUGCAUAAAUAGGUAUGUUCAUAAAAACAAUAAAAUGAAUAUAUUAUGAAAAUAAGCAAAAUCACAACAGAAUUUCUAUUCCUUUGCCUCAUUUGAUUUUUUUAAAUUUUGUCUUUAUGUAAUUCUGUAUGUGUAUUGCAUGAUUAUAUCAACACCAGGGUCACAAACUGCAUCUUAUUAAAGGAAUUUUCAGUGAAGAUGGCCUUGACAUUAAAAAUUCCUGCACGAACAAUAACCACAGUCCAUAACAAAAUAAAUUCCCUUCUGACAACUUUUAUGUAAUCUAAAUAGUUUUAAAUAUUCAAUUUAUCGAUGCAUUGAAAAAGAAAGUAUUCCAUUUUUACACAUUAAAAUAAAGCGUAGCUCUUCUGUGUAGUUUAGGAAAAUAUGCAGUAGCAUAAAGGAAGUAUAAAGUGCUUGAAGGCAAGCAAUUAAAACACUCUGAGUGGUAUGCAUUAUUAGAUACUGAAAAUUAUUUUGAUUUGAGUUCUUCAUUGGUCCCUAAUAGCUUGUUCUUAUCACAAAUUGACAAACAUUCAUAUGUAAAAAAAUAAUUGAAAAUAGCACUUGUGUUGAAUAAAAGACAAGACCCAUCUCU
Molecule: messenger RNA, 3802 nt
Organism: Sorex fumeus (smoky shrew)
Lineage: Eukaryota; Metazoa; Chordata; Mammalia; Eulipotyphla; Soricidae
Gene: GABRA2
Product: gamma-aminobutyric acid type A receptor subunit alpha2
Exons: 10
Coding region: 193-1557 (454 amino acids)
Biological process (GO): monoatomic ion transmembrane transport; regulation of postsynaptic membrane potential; chloride transport
Cellular component (GO): postsynapse; synapse; neuron projection
Molecular function (GO): benzodiazepine receptor activity; inhibitory extracellular ligand-gated monoatomic ion channel activity; transmitter-gated monoatomic ion channel activity involved in regulation of postsynaptic membrane potential
Source: RefSeq, a predicted model, not a curated record